Molecule: messenger RNA, 1473 nt
Organism: Saccharomyces paradoxus
Lineage: Eukaryota; Fungi; Ascomycota; Saccharomycetes; Saccharomycetales; Saccharomycetaceae
Gene: SPS1
Product: putative serine/threonine protein kinase SPS1
Exons: 1
Coding region: 1-1473 (490 amino acids)
Biological process (GO): protein phosphorylation
Molecular function (GO): ATP binding; protein kinase activity
Source: RefSeq, a predicted model, not a curated record
AUGGAAAAUAAGGAAAUAUCAAUUAGGUCAAGAACCCCUCCAUCGAAGCUAUAUUCCAUUCAAUCAUGUAUUGGCAGAGGUAACUUUGGUGAUGUUUAUAAGGCAAUGGAUAGAGUUACGCAAGAGAUAGUGGCAAUUAAGGUAGUGAACCUGGAGCAUUCUGAUGAAGACAUUGAACUGUUAGCACAAGAAAUUUUUUUUCUGGCAGAGUUGAAAUCUCCUCUUAUUACCAAUUAUAUUACCACAAUGUUAGAGGAUGUCUCUAUGUGGAUUGUUAUGGAAUAUUGUGGCGGUGGUUCGUGUUCGGAUUUACUGAAGCGAAGUUACGUCAACGGUUUGCCAGAAGAGAAAGUUUCCUUCAUUAUUCAUCAAGUCACCCUGGGUUUGAAAUAUCUGCACGAACAAAGGAAAAUUCAUCGUGAUAUCAAAGCUGCCAAUAUUCUGCUAAAUGAGGAAGGUAUGGUUAAGUUGGGAGAUUUUGGAGUAAGCGGUCACAUUCGUUCCACUUUGAAAAGGGACACUUUUGUGGGAACGCCGUAUUGGAUGGCUCCGGAAGUUGUUUGCUGCGAAGUUGAUGGGUAUAACGAGAAAGCGGAUAUAUGGUCCUUGGGUAUUACCACUUAUGAAUUACUUAAAGGUUUACCCCCAUUAUCUAAAUAUGAUCCUAUGAAAGUUAUGACUAACUUACCAAAGAGGAAGCCCCCAAAAUUACAAGGCCCCUUUUCGGAUGCAGCAAAGGAGUUUGUAGCUGGAUGUCUUGUUAAAACACCUGCUGAUCGGCCAUCAGCGUACGACUUGUUAUCAUUUGAAUUUAUUAAGAAUAUCACCGUAACAAAUUUGAAAAGUGAUGUCGAACUGAUCAAACAGAAAAAAGUGCAAGAGAGAUAUACAAAAGUUCCUAAAUACCCUCUUCAAAAUCGUUUGUAUAACAGCAGCAACACAGUAAGGGGAAAGGAAUUUUGGAAUUUUGAAUCGACUAGACUAAGAACAACACAAAUAUCCAAAAAGGAAUUAUCUCCUACUACACAGGACUCCCCAGUAUCAUCUUUGAAUAUGGAAAGCCCUUAUCUACUUCAUGGGCAAACUGUAACGCCGAUAACUAACCCAAGUUCUUCAUCAUUUAGGAAAUGUGCGCAAGCAGUUUUCGAGCUUGACUCAGGAAUGGAUAUAGAUUCAGGUUGUGCAAAUGUUCACGCAGAGAUCGAAAUGGUCGCCUCUUCUAAUCACAACAAGAAGCAUAAAAAGAACGAUAUUCAGGCGUUGAAGAUAGAAAAGUUUGAUUACUUGAAAAAUAUUGUAUCUCAUAUUCUCAACAGAAUGUAUGAUCGUGCACGCGAUGAUGAAACAAGGAAAUACGUGAAUGAAAUGUUAAAGCAAUUUAUGAAAACGGAAGCAAACGUUCCUGGGUUUAAUGAAGUUUUUAUAGAAGAGAUUUCAUUAAGAAUUGAAGCAAUAAAGAAAGGAUUCGUGUAA